This is a messenger RNA of Tupaia belangeri chinensis (Chinese tree shrew), 1772 nucleotides long. Its product is annotated as histone-lysine N-methyltransferase PRDM9. The coding region runs from base 114 to 1772 and encodes 552 amino acids. The transcript has 12 exons. The record is from RefSeq and is a predicted model, not a curated record. Gene Ontology annotation, biological process: regulation of DNA-templated transcription. NCBI's taxonomy places the organism in Eukaryota, Metazoa, Chordata, Mammalia, Scandentia, Tupaiidae. Gene Ontology annotation, cellular component: nucleus. Gene Ontology annotation, molecular function: histone methyltransferase activity; zinc ion binding; protein binding.
GGUCUCGCCUCCUGAGGGCGCCGCGCGGUGCAGGGCGCACAGCACAAGGGGCCGCCGGGGAGACCGACACGGUCGCGGCCCCUUGGCCUUGAACCUGGGAGAACUGGAGUUACAUGUGGAUGCCUGGUGCUCCCAGCAUUAUGAGGCGCUACAAGUCCCCAGAGGAGAGCCCUGAAGGAGAUGCAGGGAGGACAGAGUGGAAGCCCACGGUCAAAGACGCUUUCAAAGACAUUUCCGUAUACUUCUCCAAGGAAGAAUGGGCACAAAUGGGAGAGUGGGAGAAAAUCCGCUAUAGGAAUGUCAAAAGGAACUAUACCACACUGAUUGCUAUAGGUCUCAGAGCCCCUCGACCAGCUUUUAUGUGUCACCGAAAGCUGGCGGUCAAACCUCACAUGGAUGAUGCUGAGGAUUCUGAUGAAGAAUGGACACCUAGGCAGCAAGUCAAACAUCCUCGGGUCACCCUCAGAGUAGAAGAGAAGAAAUACCAGAAGGAACUGUCAGGAGCGGUAAAUUUAUUGAACACAAGCAACUCAGAGAAGGACCAGAAACCAGCAUUUCCUCCUGGAGAAACAACCACCUCUGGACAGCUCUCUAGACAGACAUUGGAAGUUAGGAGAAAGGAGACCAAAGUAAAGAUGUAUAGCCUGCGAGAAAGAAAGUGUGGUACAUACAAAGAGGUCCACGAGCCCCAGGAUGAUGACUACUUGUAUUGUGAGAAGUGUCAGAACUUCUUCAUUGACAGCUGUUCUGCUCAUGGGCCCCCAAUAUUCGUAAAGGACAGUGCAGUGGACAAGGGGAGUCUCAACCGCUCAGUCCUCAGUCUACCCCCUGGGCUGAGAAUUGCACCAUCAGGCAUCCCUGAGGCUGGGCUUGGAGUCUGGAAUGCAGCAACUGAUCUGCCCUUGGGUCUGCACUUUGGUCCCUAUGAGGGACAGAUCACAGAAGAUGAAGAGGCAGCCAACAGUGGCUACUCCUGGCUGAUCACCAAGGGGAGAAACUGUUAUGAGUAUGUGGAUGGAAAGGAUGAAUCUUGGGCCAACUGGAUGAGGUAUGUAAACUGUGCCCGGGAUGACGAGGAGCAGAACCUGGUGGCCUUUCAGUACCACAGACAGAUCUUCUACCGGACCUGUCGGGUCAUCAGGCCAGGCUGUGAGCUGCUGGUGUGGUAUGGGGAGGAGUACGGCCAGGAGCUGGGCAUCAAGUGGGGCAGCAAGUGGAAGAAAGAGCUUGUGGCAAGGAGAGCAGAACCACGACCAGAGAUCCAUCCAUGUCUCUCAUGCUCUCUGGCCUUCUCCAGUCAGAAAUUCCUCAAUCAACAUGUGGAACACAAUCACUCCUGUCAGAGGUCCCUGAGAACAUCUGCAAGAAAACACCUCCAACCAGAGCAUACCCAUCCGGGGAAUGAGAACCAGGAGCAGCAUCAUUCUGAUCCACAGCACUGCAGUGACAAAGCUGAUUAUGAAAAGGUUAAAGAAAGGUCCAAACCCUCCCAAGAAAGGACAAGGCAGAGGACAAUGUCUAGGACCUUUUGCAGCCCAUGCAAAGGACAAAUGGAGAAUGCUAGAGAGGGUGAGAGAAUGACAGGGCAAAGAACAGACCAGAAAGUAGGUGCUGAGGACACAGGUAAAUUACUUGUGAGAGUAGGAAGCUCAAGAAUUGCCGGUGUCAAGUAUGGAGAGUGUGGGCAAGGCCUCAUCAAUAAGUCAAAUGCCGGUCCUGUCACAGACAAACCCAUGAUCACACCAGACCCUCUUCCAGCCCCAAAGCUCUGA